UAAAAAAAGUGAAAAGAUAGCGAUAACGGAAACCCUAAUCCCCAAAUCAGAAAUCUAUCCGAAUCGCUAUUUAUGUUUGUGGCUUUCUCCCCCCUGCGAUCCGAUGUCCCCCGCUUCGCCCGCCGCGCCGAUCCGACCUCCCGCCGCCGCGUUCUCUCCGCCGGGGACGCUCUCUCCGGCGCCGCCGGCUCCGCGCCAUGAGGAAGAAGCUCGACACCCGCUUCCCCGCGCCUCGGAUUAAGAAGAUCAUGCAAGCAGAUGAAGAUGUCGGCAAGAUUGCUCUAGCUGUACCUGUUCUAGUUUGGAAGAUGUAGAGCAACGGUAGUCAUCUUUCUUGUUAAGAGGAGGAGCUUGCUACUGAGGUCAUCAGAGCUAAGGUGCAAAUGUUAAUCCUUUGGGCCAGGGAAACUGAGUUCAGGCUCAAUGGUCAACCAUCCAAAGCGUUGGAGCUAUUUUUGCAAGACUUAUGUGAUAGGACAUAUAAUAUCACUGUUGAAAAAGGGGUCAAAACAGUGAGUUCAUCACAUCUGAAACAGUGCAUUCAUAGUUACGAUGUGUAUGAUUUUUUGAAGAACGUUGCCAGCAAAGUUCCAGAUUUGGGUGCACCUGAUUCUAGUGUUGAUGAUAAGCUUGGCAAAAGAAGGAAACAUGGUGAGGAUGAAAGCGAGGAGGAAUCGAAGCGGACAAGAAAUGAGGCAGCAUGCCACACAAGCAACGGCAGAGGGCGUGGGAGGGGACGUGGGAGAGGUCGCCGUGCUGGGCGUGGAGCUGAGAGGGAGAUUGAACACCAUGAAUUAGGUUGUGCCCAAUUUAGCAAACCAGGCCACCUGAAGGUAGAGAUUGGAGACGGGGUUUUGGACACAAGUGAAACCAAAGAGCACACCCCUUUGAGCAAUGCCAGGGCCUCCUUAAGGAACAUUGACUUGAACUUAGAUCUUGCUGACUACGAGGAGGAUACAGUGGCGCCGCAAGUCCAGCCUUCAGCUCCUGUGGUGACCGUGGCGCCGCAAGUCCAGACUUCAGGACCAUCGGUUUCACAGUUGAAAGAAGAAGUGGCGACCAAGGAUUUCCUGGGCUGGCAAAUGCCUGAGAUGAACAAGAUGGCCAUGGACCCGGUGCAGUUUGCGCUGUCGUCAAACCAUAGAUUAGAGGAGGACGAAGACUAUGACAAUGAAGAAUGAUGUGACUCUAGCGUGGAUUUAGUUUGAGAAGCUGAUAGGUAGACAUGACAUGAUGUACAUCCUAGCAGGCCCAGCUUGACAAUGUAGUAGCAAUUCUCUUGUAGUAUGUGUACCCGCAGAUGCUGCAGAAGUAAUUUAGGAUGUGACAUAUGUUGAUUGCUCAAUAGCCAGUAGUAGCUAGUAUCUUGUGUAGCAACUAUAUAGUGUAGCGACUAUAUAACUAGACAUGUUCGCCGGUUGUAAAUCAUGGUUGCUUUUAGAUCAAAUGCUAUGUCAUAAUGCUUAUGUUA
Molecule: messenger RNA, 1471 nt
Organism: Triticum aestivum (bread wheat)
Lineage: Eukaryota; Viridiplantae; Streptophyta; Magnoliopsida; Poales; Poaceae
Product: dr1-associated corepressor homolog
Exons: 7
Coding region: 384-1181 (265 amino acids)
Cellular component (GO): nucleus
Molecular function (GO): RNA polymerase II general transcription initiation factor activity; protein heterodimerization activity; core promoter sequence-specific DNA binding
Source: RefSeq, a predicted model, not a curated record